UCGUCCAAGUAAUUCCUUGUUCUUGGUCUAAGGCGCAGUAAAUAGUGAUAUUUGUUUAUUUUUUCAUUACGAACAUUACAGAACCGAAAUUUAAUCACUACAAUAAGGAUGGAGAGUUCGUAUCAAGGGGGAGUGUCCUUGGAGGACUCCAGCAGCAAAUUCCAACAGCUGUCCCAGACUAUAACCAGUAACAUCAAGAAAAUAUCACAAAAUGUGUCGUCGAUGUCUAAGAUGGUCAAUCAGCUUCAGACACCUCAGGACUCACAGGAGCUCCGAAACCAAUUGCGUCAAAUUCAGAACUACACGCAGAAAUUGGUCAAGGACACGUCGGCUUUAAUCAUGGAGAUGAUGAAGCUGCCUGUGGAGCAGCCUACGCAACGCAUCGUCCGCGAGAGGCUCAGCGAUGAGUACAUGGCCACGCUUAACGCAUUCCAGUCAACACAAAGGACUGCUGCUCAAAAGACGAAAGAAGAUGUGAGAAAAGUGAAAGCGCAGUCUUUCAAGAUCGGCGAUCCCUUCGCUAUGGGCAGUGGUAGCAGUAGAGACCCUCAGUUAUUGGAAAUGGAUGAGACCACUACGCAAAAGCAGGAGCAGAUGACAAUGCAGACCGAAAGGGAACUGCAAGAGCUCGAGGAACGCGAACAAGACAUCAGGCAGCUCGAGAGCGACAUCAUGGAUGUGAACCAAAUUUUCAAAGAGCUGGGUCAGAUGAUCCAUGACCAAGGUGCAGUAGUGGAUUCCAUUGAGUCAAGCGUAGAGCACGCUUCUCAAAACGUAGAGGCCGGCGCACAAGAAUUGCACCAGGCUGUCAACUAUAAGCCUGUUCCAGAACAAGUUGCGGAGGAAGAAGGUAUACUUGGCGAUAAUCCUGAUAAUAAUUAUCUCGAUAAUCCUGAUCCUAGUUUUCCACAAGUGAUUCUAGUACACCUAGAGUAUGACCAUAAUCUGGAUCGAGCGAUACUUUAUGGAAUAAGCCCAGAGGAAUACGGUGAGCUCAUACACGCGCUUUAUGCAAACCCGCCCGCAACGCCCGGAUGACUUCAUGUUACGGAACGGAAAUUGUUCCGUGAAAUGAUAACUUUUGGGCAUAAAUCUGGAAUGUUCUGGCGAACUACAGUUCUUACUAAAAUUAGAUUUUUGGCCUUUGACAACGAUUUUGGAAUUACUAUUUAAAUGUUUUCAUUUUUAACCUUAAUAAAACUUUAGUACAUUAUUACCUGUAAUUUCUUUGUCUAUUAUGCCUUUUUUUUAUUCGACUUUGAUAAAUCACAAAUAAAUUUAACAAACUUAUUUGUGUCAGCUUAUUGGGUGUAAUGAAAUCACUUAAGAAUAUUUCUUAAUUUUACAUUUGGCUUAUUAAAGGUUCUUUUUGUUUUUUCUAUAUUCUGUCUUUUGUGAGAUUUGAUACGUUUGAUAACGAUCUUUCAAAGAUUUUAAGUUUCGAGAUUUUAUGUUGCUACUUGUAAUUGAAAAAAAAAAUAAACAAACAAAGGAAUAAUAACGGUUUGUAAACUUGCUCGCUAAAGAUAAAUUUAAGAAUUUUAUGUUGUUCUGUAAUGUUCAUUACUGUUUUUUUUUAUAUUAUGGGCAGAUAUGUGUUCCAAAAUAGUUGUCAACAAUGUGCAAUGUUUGUAUUGAUUUGCAUUAAGUUCACAAACAUUGAAACCUUUGCUUUCUAUUAUUGUCUACAGCGUCCGGGUUGAUAAUACUCACUUUAUUCGCAUUAUUAAAUUUCUUUUACUAGAUACUAGAACUUAUAUAUAAACUAUAACUUAUUUGGUUUGAAAUGUUAACCGUAUUUUCUAUAUUUACGUCAUAUGGGUUUAUGAGUCCAACGUAAUUAUGAUUAGUUAUUUUAGAGUGCGGAAUAAAAAAAAAGCAAGCCGGCUUUUGCGAGAGUUCUUAGUGCAAUGUUAGUAAUAAAUUUAAUGUGGUAGCUAGGAUAAUCAACGUCUAUUACGUGUAAGCGACGAGUUCUUCAGCCAUAUUAUAAUACUGAACAAAACAUGUUUAAGAUGAACUCCUGAUCUUGUCGUCAGCGUCUUCGUCAGUUCCUAGCUGCGACGUUGAUUUUUGUUAUAACUUGGAAAAGGCAUGAUGGAUAAAUUUCUGGGUAUGAUAUGAGGAUGUAAUAACCGUGGAUGAAAUCUAUGGGAAAUAUCAGGAACAAUAUUUUAAUAUUUAUAAUA
This is a messenger RNA of Hyposmocoma kahamanoa, 2189 nucleotides long. It is a transcript of the gene Syx7, whose product is annotated as syntaxin-7. Bases 109 to 1038 code for a protein of 309 amino acids. Gene Ontology annotation, molecular function: SNAP receptor activity; SNARE binding. The record is from RefSeq and is a predicted model, not a curated record. Gene Ontology annotation, cellular component: membrane; endomembrane system; synaptic vesicle. Lineage: Eukaryota; Metazoa; Arthropoda; Insecta; Lepidoptera; Cosmopterigidae. Gene Ontology annotation, biological process: intracellular protein transport; vesicle fusion; vesicle-mediated transport. The transcript is spliced from 8 exons.